UACACCAUCCAGUCUCGUUUAUCGUUUUUUUUUGCCUUUUCUCUUGAAAAAUGUCGAGUUUCCUCUCGACUUCUACCGUAUUUUUCCCUAGAAAAUAUCUAAAAAUCCUGACCACAAGCCUCAAAAAUGGAUCACUUAAAUCUACAAAAUUCUGCCAUACACUAUCGGGUGCAAGUCCAGAAGCAGAAGUUAAAUUCUCAAAUGGACGAUAUAUGAACCUAUCCUCUGGCAAGUAUGCUCGUUUUGCUAAUGGAACUGGGGUGUGUACCAUGGGCGAUACAGCAGUAAUGGUUACAGCAGUUGCCAAAGCAAAACAAACUCCCGGCGCCUCUUUUAUGCCUCUGGUUGUGGACUAUCGCUUGAAAAGCGCUGCUUCAGGUCGAAUUCCAACGAACUUCAUGCGCCGGGAAGGUGGUCCUUCGGAGAAGGAGAUUCUCAGUGCCCGUCUGAUCGACAGAUCUGUGAGGACUCUUUUCCCCGCUGACUUCAAAACCGAAACCCAAUUGGUGUGUAAUAUGCUUGCGAUGGAUGCAGUCUUCUCACCGGAUAUUUUGGCCAUUAACGCUGCCUCAAUGGCCCUGAGUUUGAGUGACAUUCCAUGGAAUGGACCAGUUGGAGCUGUUAGACUAGGCCUUUACGAUGGCGAAAUCAUUGUCAACCCCACCCGGAAAGAACUUCAGACCUCACAGCUGGAUCUUGUAGUCACAGCGACGAAACAAAAUCUGGUUGUCAUGCUCGAGGGAAAGGGCAACGUUGUCCUAAUGCAGGACCUACUGAAAGCCAUCAAACAAGGCACCAGAGAAGCACAGUUCAUCAUCGCGGAGAUAGAAAAACUCCAAAAAGCUUAUGGUAGACAGAAGCGUCCACUGGACACUCCACCCGUAGUCGACCAGGAAGUGUACGAAGCUGUCAAUAGUCUGGCGGAGAUGCGUCUCCGUGAGGUUUUCCGUGACGGGAAACACGAUAAACUCUCUCGUGACCAUGCAGUCAACGAUAUUCGAAGCGAUGUGGUGGAUAGAGUCUGGUCGAGUUACCCAGACGUGGAUCCGUCUCUCAUCUCGGAUAUUUUCAACAAGACCUGCAGGUCCAUCUUUCGUGAGCUGAUCUUCGAGGAGAACCAGCGAUGCGACGGCAGGAACUAUGACGAUCUGAGGAACAUCAGUUGUCAGGUGGACUUGUAUAAACCUCUGCAUGGCUCGGCGUUGUUCCAGCGUGGACAGACUCAAGUCUUUUGCACAGUUUCUCUAGACUCCCCAGAGAGUGCUCUGAAGCUCGACACUGUGUCUGCUCUAGAAUCAGGUUUGAAAGCAAAGAACUUCAUGUUGCACUACGAGUUCCCGCCAUAUGCCACUGGGGAAGUUGGUCGGAUGGGUCCGGCUGGCCGUAGGGAACUCGGCCAUGGUGCCUUAGCCGAAAGAGGUCUGCUCCCAACACUGCCAAGUGAUUUUCCCUUCACUGUUCGCCUAACCUCUGAGGUGCUCGAGUCGAAUGGCUCCAGUUCUAUGGCAACUGUUUGUGGUGGGUCUUUGGCCCUCAUGGACGCUGGAGUUCCUGUUAUGGCGCCAGCAGCUGGAGUGGCAAUCGGUUUGGUGACAAAAUUCGAAAACGAAGACACAAAGCACCUCCAAGACUACAAAAUUCUAACCGACAUCCUUGGAAUCGAAGAUUACAUGGGUGACAUGGACAUGAAGGUGGCUGGAACCCGUCGUGGAUUUACUGCCAUUCAAGCUGAUUUGAAGAUCCCUGGAAUUCCGCUGAAGGUCGUGAUGGAAUCGCUACAAAAAGCCACAGAUGCCAAAGCCUCGAUUCUGGAUAUUAUGAGUCAAACUAUUCGGGAGCAUAGGAAACAUCGAAAAGAUUGUUGGCCAGUAACGGAAAAGAUGUCCGUAGAACCUCAUCUGAGAAUUCGAUUGAUUGGCCCAAGUGGAAUCAAUCUAAAACGCAUCUACCUCGAAACCGGAACUCAAAUAACUGCCGAAGACGAAACAACAUUCUCUUUGUUCUCUCCCUCCCAAGAAGCCAUGAAUGAGGCCAAAGAAAUGAUCGAUGGACUUCUGACAAAGGAAAGGGUUCCGGAUCUUGAAUUUGGUGGAAUUUACAGAGCCACCAUAACAGAAUUGAGAGAUACCGGAGUUAUGGUGACAUUGUAUCCUUCAAUGCCUCCAGCACUCUUGCAUAAUUCUCAACUAGAUCAGAGAAAGGUUGCCCAUCCAUCGGCUUUGAAUCUUGAGGUAGGACAAGAGAUUCAAGUGAAGUAUUUUGGACGAGAUCCUGUAUCAGGAUUUAUGAGACUGUCACGGAAAGUCCUGCAAGGACCAGCGACUGCAAUGGUUAAAAGUUACAACACAGCAUCAGCAGAAGAAUAACAACACGUUGUUUUUCUUCUUAUUUGUAAAUAAAUGUUUUAGGCAUCGUUUUAUGAAUCGUUAGGUUAAAUUUAAAAAACAAAUAAAACCCAAAGGGAUACAAAAACAAA
Messenger RNA from Eupeodes corollae, 2476 nucleotides. RefSeq names its product polyribonucleotide nucleotidyltransferase 1, mitochondrial (gene PNPase). Gene Ontology annotation, biological process: mitochondrial RNA 3'-end processing; mitochondrial mRNA catabolic process. Gene Ontology annotation, molecular function: RNA binding; 3'-5'-RNA exonuclease activity; polyribonucleotide nucleotidyltransferase activity. The transcript is spliced from 6 exons. Gene Ontology annotation, cellular component: cytosol; mitochondrion. The record is from RefSeq and is a predicted model, not a curated record. Lineage: Eukaryota; Metazoa; Arthropoda; Insecta; Diptera; Syrphidae. Bases 51 to 2366 code for a protein of 771 amino acids.